This is a messenger RNA of Pan troglodytes (chimpanzee), 1742 nucleotides long. It is a transcript of the gene CYP4F11, whose product is annotated as cytochrome P450 family 4 subfamily F member 11. Gene Ontology annotation, molecular function: monooxygenase activity; oxidoreductase activity, acting on paired donors, with incorporation or reduction of molecular oxygen; heme binding. Bases 161 to 1681 code for a protein of 506 amino acids. The transcript has 11 exons. NCBI's taxonomy places the organism in Eukaryota, Metazoa, Chordata, Mammalia, Primates, Hominidae. The record is from RefSeq and is a predicted model, not a curated record. Gene Ontology annotation, biological process: arachidonate metabolic process; phylloquinone catabolic process; menaquinone catabolic process.
UUUCUGGACUUUAGAUCUCAGCUCUUGUUUACCCAUCUCAGAGCCUUCCCUGAUCUGCCUCCAGCACUGCCCAUCCUUGCCCCUCUCCACUGUCCUUGGAGCUUCCUGGGCCCUUCCCUGGGCCUCAGGAUCCCACCCUCCAUCCCAUCUGCCCUGCAGGAUGCCGCAGCUGUGCCUGUCCUGGCUGGGCCUCGGGCCCGUGGCAGCAUCCCCGUGGCUGCUUCUGCUGCUGGUUGGGGCCUCCUGGCUCCUGGCCCGCGUCCUGGCCUGGACCUACACCUUCUAUGACAACUGCCGCCGCCUCCAGUGUUUUCCUCAACCCCCGAAACAGAACUGGUUUUGGGGACACCAGGGCCUGGUCACUCCCACGGAAGAGGGCAUGAAGACAUUGACCCAGCUGGUGACCACAUAUCCCCAGGGCUUUAAGUUGUGGCUGGGUCCUACCUUCCCCCUCCUCAUUUUAUGCCACCCUGAUAUCAUCCGGCCUAUCACCAGUGCCUCAGGGGAUGGGCUCCUGCUGAGUGGUGGUGACAAGUGGAGCCGCCACCGUCGGAUGUUGACGCCUGCCUUCCAUUUCAACAUCUUGAAGCCUUAUAUGAAGAUUUUCAACAAGAGUGUGAACAUCAUGCACGACAAGUGGCAGCGCCUGGCCUCAGAGGGCAGCGCCAGACUGGACAUGUUUGAACACAUCAGCCUCAUGACCUUGGACAGUCUGCAGAAAUGUGUCUUCAGCUUUGAAAGCAAUUGUCAGGAGAAGCCCAGUGAAUAUAUUGCCGCCAUCUUGGAGCUCAGUGCCUUUGUAGAAAAGAGAAACCAGCAGAUUCUCUUGCACACGGACUUCCUGUAUUAUCUCACUCCUGAUGGGCAGCGCUUCCGCAGGGCCUGCCACCUGGUGCACGACUUCACAGAUGCCGUCAUCCAGGAGCGGCGCCGCACCCUCCCCACUCAGGGUAUUGAUGAUUUCCUCAAGAACAAGGCAAAGUCCAAGACUUUAGACUUCAUUGAUGUGCUUCUGCUGAGCAAGGAUGAAGAUGGGAAGGAAUUGUCUGAUGAGGACAUAAGAGCAGAAGCUGACACCUUCAUGUUUGAGGGCCAUGACACUACAGCCAGUGGUCUCUCCUGGGUCCUAUACCACCUUGCAAAGCACCCAGAAUACCAGGAACAGUGCCGGCAAGAAGUGCAAGAGCUUCUGAAGGACCGUGAACCUAUAGAGAUUGAAUGGGAUGACCUGGCCCAGCUGCCCUUCCUGACCAUGUGCAUUAAGGAGAGCCUGCGGUUGCAUCCCCCAGUCCCGGUCAUCUCCCGAUGUUGCACGCAGGACAUUGUGCUCCCAGACGGCCGGGUCAUCCCCAAAGGCAUUGUCUGCCUCAUCAAUAUUAUCGGGCUCCAUUACAACCCAACUGUGUGGCCAGACCCUGAGGUCUAUGACCCCUUCCGUUUUGACCAAGAGAACAUCAAGGAGAGGUCACCUCUGGCUUUUAUUCCCUUCUCGGCAGGGCCCAGAAACUGCAUCGGGCAGGCGUUCGCCAUGGCUGAGAUGAAGGUGGUCCUGGCGCUCACGCUGCUGCACUUCCGCAUCCUGCCGACCCACACUGAACCUCGCAGGAAGCCCGAGCUGAUAUUGCGCGCGGAGGGUGGACUUUGGCUGCGGGUGGAGCCCCUGGGUGCGAACUCACAGUGACUGUCCUACCCACCCACCCACCUCUGUAGAGUCCCAGAAAUAAAACUAUGCUGACACCUCU